AUGACGUACAACACUUGCCCCUCGCGAAGCCAGCAUAUUACGUCACCUAUGCGUAUUACGUUUAUGUUAGUGGCCUACGUUAUCUUGGUGAAGGUACGUACAGCGGACGGUGACCGAGAGAGGGAACGUUUCCUCCCGCCCCCGCCCCCGGCGCUCAGGAUGCCGCUGGCUCCGGCUGGGCCCGCGCACCUGGUGCGCUGCGGGCAGAAGGAUGAGCUGUACCGGAGCGGCUUGCGGAGCGGGGCUGGGGCAGCGCUGCAGGGACUGGCGGGUACUAAGAAAUGGCUGGAAUGGAGGAAAGAGAUUGAACUUCUUUCUGAUGUAGCAUACUUCAGCCUCACCACUUUGUCUGGUUAUCAAACUCUUGGUGAAGAAUAUGUUAAUAUUGUCCAAGUUGAUUCUUCCAAGAAGAGAAUUCCUUCUCUGCUUCGACGAGCCAUUUUGAUUUCUCUUCAUACUGUUUUGCCUUAUUUGUUGGACAAAGGAUUAAUCCAUCUGGAACAUGAGUUGCAGACAGAAACUAGUGGAUUUAGAACCUUGCAGAGCAAUGGUCUAUGGGGCAGGACUUUGGUACAAAGCUGGGUGCAGAAACUAGUUGGCAGGCUGACAGAACAGCAGAAGAAAACCCUUUUACAAACUGUGUAUGUCCUCAAGCAAUGCAUCCCCCUGCUCCGUAGGCUGCAUCUGGCAGUGUUUUAUAUAAACGGCCUCUUCUAUCACAUUUCUAAAAGGAUCACUGGAAUAUCAUAUCUUCGUGUUCCAGGAUUGCCUGGAGAUGACCAAAGCAUUCGAUCAAGUUACAAGCUUCUUGGGAUAGUUUCACUGCUGCAUCUCGUACUAACAGUCAGUGUUCAGAUAUACAGCUUCCAACAAAGGCAGAGGGCAAGGCAGGAGUGGAAACUACACCGCAACCUCUCAUAUCCAAAAAAUCAGACUGAGGAAAAAUCUGUUGUAUGCAGUUCCCGAUGCACACUGUGCUUGGAAAAACGUAGGCAUGCAACAGCCACUCCCUGUGGCCAUCUGUUCUGUUGGGAAUGCAUCACAGAAUGGUGUAACACCAAAGCGGAGUGUCCAUUAUGCAGAGAGAAAUUUCAUCCUCAGAAACUGAUCUAUCUGCGGCAUUAUCGAUAACUGUAUCAAGCCACUGCUGUUGUCCCUGACAAGAUCCCAGGCUGCUUUAUCUUUAUCAGCCAGCAAAGCCAUAAUACAGUUUGGCUUAAUCCACAAGCAAAACUUUAUUUUGAGCCUAAAUCUUUUUAUAAAACUUAACUGUUUUGUACAAGCAGUAAAAGGUGAUGCAUCUCAUUCCUGUUACAAAAUAAACUUAACGUACUUUGGUCUACUGCCUUGUCUUGUACCUCAGACCUUGACCUGCCAUGUUAAACACUAUUCCCAAAAAUUGCUUAGAGCAAGUGCUAACCUUAUUUAUGCUGUUUGUCUGCAUUUCACUUUGAACAAUGAAGAGAAUUAGACUAUUGCCCUUGCUGUUAGUUGCAAAUACUGUGGGAGGACUUAAAUCCAAACAGCCUUUCGUGGCAUGCUUUUAGUAUUAUGGAAGUUUUAGGAUUAAGACUUACAUAUAAAUGUUGGAUCUUUGCUCCCUUCCUGUUCUCCUAAAACUACAACAGUCCCUGCUGAAGCUUCAGGUGGAAAUAGUAUGCGUGCAUAUGCUUAGAGUAGAAGAAAUUAGAGUUAUGACUAAUGGCAGUGGAAAUUCUCAUAAGAAAUAUGAAUCCUAACAGCACCAUUCUAUUUUUACAGCAUAAUUUGGGUUAACAGUAAAACUUCUGUGCUUCAAUUUAAUCUCAAAUUCCAAUAGAACAUGAGCACACCUUGCACAUGUAACUGCUGAUGUAAACUGAACACUACAGUGAAAAGUGCUGAAGAUCAGGUUAAUUUAUGUACCACUUAGUUUGUUGUUUCUCACUGCUACAGCACAAUACUGUCAAUCCCUAUUAUCACAUUUAAAAUAGUCUAGCAAUUUAAAUUAGAUUGUUUUACACAGCAUAUAGAAUGCUUUUGUAUACACUAAGUUUUAAAACCACUCACUGAAUGUACAGUUGCAGGAACAAGUUCAGUAAAGGACACUUCCUGUAAUAAUCAUGAAGAAUUUAUAUUAAUUCAUUAUAUAUACAUACAGACUGCAGUGGUAUCUUCCAUUGCCCAAAAUACAAGAUUAGUAAACCUCACACUCCUACCCAGAACCUUUUGGCAAUAGCACUAUCAACUCUGCUGAUUACACGUUUUACAGCACAAAUGAAGAGGGAUGUUUACAAAAGCAUCACUGCUUAAGAUUUUUUUUCCAGGAACCAUUAGUGAUUCAAAUAUCCAAAAAACAAGUGUUUUGGGAUGAAAAACAUAAUCAAACAUUGUGGUUCAUCUUUCUGCUCUUGCAUGAUAGCUAAAGGUACAACUCAGAUUGCUAUUCACAUGCUCUGAGGGAAAAAAAUCCAGAAUUCAUCAAGUCUUUGACAUGCAUAACAAACUACUUAAAAAUAAGCUUUUCACUGAAGCAUCUAAAGGUUAAAAGAAAGCCUUGGAAAAUACCUUAUUAGAUCUUGAAUCCAUACUAAGUUAAGAGCACUUCUGUUAAAAUAACUAUACUGCAGAGGUCCUGGCCAUAUAGGCAACAUAUAGCAAGAGUUGUGGACAACCUCUCUCUACAAACUCCCACACAGUUAGGUUCCUACAGAAAGCCUGAAAGAAGAGAUAGGUACUGCUAUAUGCAGAAGAACAAGACACUUAACUCUGCUGGAUAAGUGAGAGACAUGAAAUACCCUAUCCCUACCCUCCCACCUUUCAUAUCAAAGGCUUCCUAGGAAAACCCCACCUGAACUUAACUGUCAAUACAGUAAAGGGAGAAAGGUGGCCUGAGCCAGGACUCAAGGCAUAUGCAGCUUUAGAGAUCCUUGUCAACACAAUUACACAUGGAAACAUGUAGCAAGCUAUUACUGAUGGUAGAACUUGGAUAAUGCUGCCAAGAAAGAAGGCAGUUGCAAUGCAAUCUGCACUAGAAAGUUAUUCUUGAAUCUGUCAAGAUCUAGGUCUCUUCAGCCAUAAUUGAUGAAGGCAUAUAACUUAACACUAAGAAAACAUUUAGAAGUGGUUUAAGAAGAUGCCUUCUUAAACAGUUUAGAACAGUUAACCAUUGCACAGGUGGUGUGUUUUUGUUAUUUUUAAGAGAAACCAUGUUCUAGACUUGUUCAUGCCUGGGCAUGGAUAAUACUUAUUAUUUGAACAUCAUUAAAAUUUCAAUGCAUAGGGGGCAAGCUACUCCUACCUACAACAAUAAGAAGAAGGUAUUGAUCAUGAGCUGCCACUGAGAGAAAAACAGCAGCUGAGCAAAGGAACUAUAUUUCAAAUCUGCAAUUACAAGCAUAUUCCUUUUUUACAAUUUUAAUAGAUAAGUCUCUAAUUCACCUUUAAGGCUUGAUGCUGAAAGGGAGUCAACCAGCCACUUAUUUUGUGCCUCCAAUAAUUCUGUAGGUAAAUGAAUACAAAGAUAAUUACUAUUUUUACAUAUCUCCCUGAUUUGCAGGCACAGGCAGAAGUGAAACUACAAAAACUGACAGCAAAUUGUAAGGCAGUGUCUUAAACGCAGGGCUUUUAGUUUUUCUUGGCAGCAACAGUGUUCAUGAUUGGCAUUUGAUAAGGGCUUAUGGUUAUAUGGUAUUUUUCAAUCACGUUUGCAUGAAACUUUAGAUUGAACAAAUUUACUUUAUAAAAAAAACAAAAAACACACACACUGUUUUCCACAAUGCUAGUUAAAAAACCAUAGGACAUUUCAAGAUUACAGCAGGCUGAAUCUAAUUAAUGGUGUACAGGGUUUCCUAUUGACUUUUUCAUUCUGCACAAGCAAACAUGAGUUCCUUUGUACGCGUUCCAUAGUAAGAAUCUAUUGAAGCUGCCGCUACACUAUGUAGUGCAUUCAAAGGACGUCUCAUCCUAGCACCUGAAAUAUAAUUCAACUGAAUAAACUCUUAAGAACUAAGUAAAUGUGUUAUUUGACUAAAAAGAGGACAAUGUAAGCGUUGACACCAUUUAAAAUGUCAGAUCUAUAAAUAUUAUUAGCCCAAUAUAUUUCAUGUAAAGAUGACUAAAACAAGAAAGGGGGACAACUGUCUUUUAAUAAAGUUUGGAAUUAAAAAGUCACUUAAUAAAAUUGUAGCUGUAUCACAUCAAAAAGUUUACAUGCAGGUCAUUUAUUUCUAUAUUUUUCAUAGAAAAUGAAAAGCUGUUAAAAUCCACAACGUUUGUCUGCUAUGGCCAGUUUGGGUGUGUUCUUAAGGGGCUGCAUGAAGCAAACUUAAGUU
Chelonoidis abingdonii (Abingdon island giant tortoise) is the source of this 4313-nucleotide messenger RNA. It is a transcript of the gene PEX10, whose product is annotated as peroxisomal biogenesis factor 10. The record is from RefSeq and is a predicted model, not a curated record. Gene Ontology annotation, molecular function: zinc ion binding. Gene Ontology annotation, cellular component: peroxisomal membrane. Gene Ontology annotation, biological process: protein import into peroxisome matrix. Lineage: Eukaryota; Metazoa; Chordata; Testudines; Testudinidae.